AUUGUAAUCUUUUUGUUUUUAUAUAUAGGUUCAGGUUGAUUAUUUUCUUUGCAGCAACUAUCAAACUGUAUAUGAAAUGAAGUUUAUAUAAAGUGCUCGCAUUUUUUGUUAAUUUCGGUUUGUUUAUAUAAUUUAUAAUGUUUAACAAGUUUUUUCAGAAUAACAAACAUUUUAAAACUAGUAUCACGUCUAGCAAGAUUUGAAUUAUUUCCUAUUGAAUCAAUCAGAAAAUGACCGCCAACGAUUUCAAAUCAGAUCAAUGUUGCCCUCAAUAAAAAAGAAAAGUGCAACAAUUAAUUGCUCCUAAGUUUUUAUUGAAAUAAAAAUAUUUAAAUAAUUGUUUUUGAUAUGGUGCUUAACUAUAAAUACAAAUGGUAAAUAUAUGCAUUUAACUGUACAUUCCCUGAUUUCGUUCGUGUGAUUAGCAUUGCUUUUUUAGAUAUUGGAAAUGUAAGACUCAACGAUCUUAUAAUGACAGAAAAUUUGCUUGAAGGGCGCAAGCAACUGGAAAACAGUUCUGCUAAUUUAAAAAUUGAACAAAACAAUAAUAAGACUGAAAAUUUGCAGGAAUUACUACCCGAUGUCAAACAAAGCAAGGAAGAUAAAAUUCGCAUGGAGACGGAAGCUAUCAGCCAGACUGCCACAAAUGAUAAUCAAGAACAUAAAAUAACACAAUUUGUUCUGCAAUUACUUGGUGAUCUCAAAGGCCAAGAGGAACUUCAUUUAGGCGAACUAAAAGAGCUUCGUAAGGAGCUGGAGGAAAAGGAUAAUAUGUGCAAUCAAUUAAAGCUUGAGAUAUCCCAAGUUCGAGAAAACCCUACAUUUUAUGAUCUAAAAAGUCACGAAGAACGUCAUUCACGAGAAGUAAAAGAUCUUCGCACACAGCUGGAAUUAAAUAAGAUGUUCACAAAUGAAGUAAUCACUGCUGGGAAAAAUAUUAAUCAAAUGCGCAUGCAAUUGCUUAACGAUCUCAAAAUUAGAGAAGAAUGUCAUUUACGAUACGUAAACGAGCUUCGUGAAGAGUUAAAAGUAAAAGAAAAUAAUCUUAAAGAUCAAGAAGAACGCCAUUCACGAGAAGUAAACAAACUUCGUGAGGAGCUGGAUGUAAGAGAUAACACAUGCCAUGAAUUAGAACUUGAAAUAUCCCAAGUCCGACAAAAUCUUGACGAUCUUAAAGGUCAAGAGGAGCUUCAUUUACGAAAAGUAAAAGAGCUUCGCAAAGAGCUAGAGGCAAAGGAUAAUAUAUGCCAGGAGCUAGAACUUAAGGUAUCCCAAGUUCGUGAAAACCCUGAAUUUAUUAAAAUGCGACAGCAAUUACUUGAUGAACUUGAAAGCCAAGAACUUCACUUGGUCGAAGUAAAUAAGCUUCGCAAGGAACUGGAGGCUAAGUAUACAAUAUGCCAUCAGUUAGAGCAUGAAGUAUUCGCAGUGCAGGAAAAUGCUAAGUUUAUUCAAAUGCGAGAACAAUUAAUGGAUAAUCUCAAAGAUCAAGAAGAACGUCAUUUACGAGAAAUAAGUGACCUUCGCAAGGUGCAGGAGGACAAAGAUAAAUUAUGCUUGGAGAAAGAUCAGGAAGCAGCUCAACUCCGAGAUCGUCUUAACUUCAACAUGUCUUGUCCCAUAUGUUUGGAGCCAUGGAAUUCUUCAGAACAUCGCAUGGUUGCGUUGUCAUGUGGUCACAUUUUUGGUGAAUCAUGCGCACGACAAUGCCUGCAACGAAAUUUACAUUGUCCAGAAUGUCGAGCUCCUGCUUCAGAAAGUAAUAUCCGUAAACUAUUUCCCCGUUAAUAAUUUCUUCAAUCUGCGUGUACUACACGUAAUAAAUUUCAACAAUACAAAUGAGCCAAUAAACAAUUAAUAAUUUCUUAUCUAUUUACAUAUGUAUGUAUGAACUGUCAACAACUAUCAACGCAGUACAAACAAUGACCAAGUUUGACAAGAUAAUCGGUAUAUUUUUCUUUAAUCUAUUGAAUAUACACAGUUUACAACGGCGAUAAUAGUAUUUUUGUAUAUUACCACAAUUGAAUUAAAUUGUGCGUAUAAACAAAAUUUCAUCAUUUUAAAGCUAUAUAAUUACAUAUUUCUCCUACAUAAUCAUUUUAUUAAAAUUACAAUUGAAUAAAUUAUGC
This is a messenger RNA of Drosophila sulfurigaster albostrigata, 2129 nucleotides long. Its product is annotated as glycerol kinase 2-like. The transcript is spliced from 3 exons. Gene Ontology annotation, biological process: protein ubiquitination; interstrand cross-link repair; triglyceride metabolic process. Gene Ontology annotation, cellular component: mitochondrion; nucleus. The record is from RefSeq and is a predicted model, not a curated record. NCBI's taxonomy places the organism in Eukaryota, Metazoa, Arthropoda, Insecta, Diptera, Drosophilidae. The coding region runs from base 472 to 1788 and encodes 438 amino acids. Gene Ontology annotation, molecular function: ubiquitin protein ligase activity; glycerol kinase activity.